UCUAAUACCAACCGCCAUCUCAUUCAACCAACCAAGCUGCUACUAUCAACCACUCUCUGCGCACAAAAUGAACUUCAAAUCACUUGCCCUACUCCUUACUGCCGCUGUAGUCCCUCAGGCUGUAGUCGCAGGUCCACUUGCCUAUGGUAUUUGCCAGACAGGAUGCAAUGGCCUAGCUGUCGCUUGCUACGCCGGCGCUGGAUUCACAUUCGGGGUCGCACUCCCUGCAGCACCUCCUGUGUUGAUUGCGUGUAAUGUGGGCCUUGGAGGGUGUAUGGCGGCUUGUGCCGCGGUCGCGCUUGCACCCACUCUCUGAGUGGGUGCAAUCGUGAAUGUGGCGACGAGAACCACACGGGCUCUCGUCUUGCGUGAUGAGAAUGGCGUCUUUAUUUGACAACGCGACGCAAGUUUAGC
Messenger RNA from Suillus subalutaceus, 414 nucleotides. RefSeq lists its product as uncharacterized. Lineage: Eukaryota; Fungi; Basidiomycota; Agaricomycetes; Boletales; Suillaceae. The transcript has 3 exons. The coding region runs from base 68 to 316 and encodes 82 amino acids. The record is from RefSeq and is a predicted model, not a curated record.